GGGAACGCCCUGGAGAAAUUACAUUUUAUUAAUUCAGGACACAAAUCUAUCUGUUUUUAUAAACUCAAUGACUUCCAUUUGCCCUCUGUUUUUGUUCGGCUUGAUAUGGGUGUGAACCAAUCAAAAUGCAAUCACAAAGUGCGGAAAGUGAUGCCUCUUGAAGGAGAAGAUGUCUUGGUUUCAUCAGUCAUUAUCCAUGGACACAAAGGAAUGAGCAAUUUGUCUUCAUUUGGCCGAAUGAAGCAAACCAGCCCAACAUGGGACGGUCACCUUCCACCGCUGAGAGAGACUCUGUAUGGAAGAGGCUCAACAGAUCCUCGGCCCAUUUGUUUCGACAUCCCGCUAGAAGACGGAGACAAAACUAGUAUUAUUAAACGACAUCCACCCAGAAGACUGCAAAAACUUGAUCCUAUUCAGUUGCCAACACUAACUGCACAAGGGAUUAUCAGCAAGCAUGAAGCUGCCACAGCAGGAAAAGGAAUGGAAAUGGAUAAAACAAUUCAGACGACAAAGCCUUAUUCAGUAAAUAGGCAACAUGACCACAAAACGCAAAUGCAAGAAAUAAAUCGGAAACGUGAAGCGAUGAAUCGUUUACAGUCGCAGGCAGAAAUAAAGAGGCUUGCUCAACGGGAGGCAAUGAUUAAUAAAAGCAAAGCAAGGGAACUCAAGGCCAAAAAAGUGCGAGAAAAUGCCCAGAAGCGUAAUGAGGAUUUCAAUGAGGUGGAAAAUGAUAAAACAUAUAACAUGGAUCAUGGAGACACUUGGAAUUGGAAUGUUUCAAACUCUCACAUCUCAAAUCAUCUGCAAGGGAAUGGCAAACUGGAAAUGUGGUUUAAGGAGACUCCAAACAGCAGAGAUUCAUUUUGUGACAGCUCUAGCAGUGACUCAUUAGACAAGUGGAUUCAAGAAGAAGGGAAGGGCCAUCGCAGACCGCCCUUAAUUAGGACAAAGACUGAGAAAAUCCCAACGUUUGAUGAAUUCUUUGACCGUGAUUUUUAAUUCAUAAAUCUAAAAACAUUAAUGAUAAAUUAUAUAAUUUUUUUACCUACAAAAUUGUACUGAUAUAAAUUAAUUAUAAAAAUUAAAUAAUAAACUAUUAAUAGAUUAUA
Molecule: messenger RNA, 1109 nt
Organism: Bombina bombina (fire-bellied toad)
Lineage: Eukaryota; Metazoa; Chordata; Amphibia; Anura; Bombinatoridae
Gene: CCDC198
Product: coiled-coil domain containing 198
Exons: 6
Coding region: 106-999 (297 amino acids)
Source: RefSeq, a predicted model, not a curated record